AAGCCAAGAAGAAAGCACCCUGUCCUGGACUUGGCUUGUUUUACACAUUAUUGUCUGCCUUCCUUUUCUCAAUGGCCUCUUUAUUUGUUAAAAAAGUGCAAGACGUCCAUGCUGUAGAAAUUAGUGCAUUUCGAUGUGUGUUCCAAAUGCUAGUUAUUAUCCCUUGCUUAAUAUACAGAAAAACUGGGUUUAUAGGCCCAAAAGGUCAACGACGUUUCCUCAUUCUCAGAGGAGUCCUUGGUUCUUCUGCCAUGAUCCUUAUAUACUAUGCUUUCCAGACAACGUCCCUCGCAGAUGCCACAGUUAUCUCCUUUAGCUGCCCAGUGUUUACGUCUCUGUUUGCUUGGAUAUUUCUCAAGGAAAAGUAUAGCCUUUGGGAUGCUUUGUUCACCUUGUUCACAAUCACUGGAGUGAUCCUUAUCGUGAGACCACCAUUUUUGUUUGGUUCCAACACUUCGGGGAUGGAAGGAAGCUAUUCAGUCCAUCUUCAGGGAACAUUUGCAGCUAUUGGACAUGCCGUGUUUGCUGCAUUGACUCUAGUUAUCCUAAGAAAAAUGGGAAAAUCUGUGGACUACUUUCUGAGCAUUUGGUACUAUGUCAUACUUGGCCUCACUGAAAGCGUCAUCGUCCUCUUUAUACUAGGAGAAUGGAGUCUGCCUUACUGUGGGCUGGACAGGCUGUUUCUCAUACUCAUUGGGCUGUUAGGUUUGGGGGGUCAGAUAUUCAUCACAAAAGCAGUUCAGAUAGAAAAAGCAGGACCUGUGGCAAUGAUGAAAACAAUGGAUGUAGUCUUCGCUUUUGUCUUUCAGAUUAUUUUCUUUAAUGAUAUUCCAACCUGGUGGACAGUGGGUGGUGCUCUUUGUGUAGUAGCCAGUAGUACUGGAGCAGUUAUUCGCAAAUGGCUCCAGAGUUCCGAAUGAAACAUCAUUGCUGAAAUCUAGGUUUUUUUAAACAUCAUCAGCCAUUUGAGACGUACCACACACAUAGACACACACCCGGAAAAUCUGCAUUUAUUCCUUGAUUAUAUUUAAUAAAUUUUAUAAACUACCAUUUUUGAAUAUGGUAUGUUUUCAAUUAAGAAUAGCUAGUGUGUUUGGUGUAUAAAGUUUUUUGUUAGCUUUUGAUUUUGUUUGGUUUUCUUGUUAGGGUGGUACUGAUGAGAGGAGAAAGCUUAUUAUUUGAAGAAAAACUGCAAAAAUUUGAUGACUAAUAUAUAUUUUUUAAAUAUAUUUUUGGUACAGGUGGGAGAUGGGUUGGGGAAAUUUUAGACAUUCUUUUAGUGGUAAGGAGCCUAAGAAACAAUGCUGCUAUAAUUAUUAUGUUAAUUUAUUUGCAACAUAAUUCCUUCUAGGACACCAAAGCUGAAAUUUGGUAUAGGUGCCUACUUACUGGUAUUAAUACAAAUGAAUUGCCUUAUUUUCAAGGGUUUUAUAAAUGAUUGUUACACUUUUAACUCAUACCUGUGCCUUUUCAUUUUAAUGCUGGGACUUUUAUAUGUGACUCCUAACAAGUCUUUAAAUUGCCAAAUUUGGUGAACAGUUUUGUUUCAGUGGCAUUAGCAACUAGCUAUCAUUUUAUAAUUUUAAUUGUCCUCUGUUUUAUUGAAAGUACACUAAUUUAUGUAAGAUUUCAAGAUUUCCAAUCUUUAAGUCACAAGACAGAAAUCUUAGCAUAACCAGUGUGCACAUUUCCAUCUUGAAGUGUUUGCUCCUCACUCUAGAUGUGAUUUUCUAUAAAUUCUCUUUGAUUUAUUGUAUGAUGCCAAAUAAAAUUUUCUCAGGAUCUUACUAGGUUGAACAGUAAGAAAUUGCAAAGAUUUGACCAUUUUAAGUGAUAAAACCCAUAGUUUCACAAAGGUCACCCUGAUAUCUUUGUUGCUAAAUCCAACACUCAGGAUUUUGGACUAUAUAUUUUUUAAAUAAUUUUUUGAAGUACAAUUCUAUUUUGCUUCCUAUUAUAGUCUUUUUUUCCCCUGUGGAAUUAUAUGUAAAAAUGCUUACGUUAAACAUUAAAGAUACGUGAAUAUACA
Messenger RNA from Chinchilla lanigera (long-tailed chinchilla), 2029 nucleotides. RefSeq names its product solute carrier family 35, member G1 (gene Slc35g1). Gene Ontology annotation, cellular component: endoplasmic reticulum membrane; plasma membrane. Lineage: Eukaryota; Metazoa; Chordata; Mammalia; Rodentia; Chinchillidae. Gene Ontology annotation, biological process: calcium ion export across plasma membrane; regulation of cytosolic calcium ion concentration. The record is from RefSeq and is a predicted model, not a curated record.